AUGAAGCGAUCAGGCUCUGGACGUGUAGCGCGAAAGAUUGGCGCAUACGAGGACAGCUCUGCAGACAGCGCGAAUAGCUCGCAGAACGAGGCGCAAAGCCAGCCAGAAACUGUAGUCAGAAGACCAACUUUCGGGAAAAGCAAGAAGCGCUCAUCCUUGCGCGUCUCUUUCGGCCCUGGCGAUUCAGAUGCGAACGAUGGCGACGAAUCAAGCGAUGCCGGCGUUUUCACACCCAAGAAGUCUAAUCUUAGCCGAAUAGCUCUCGAGAAAAGCGCACAACUCAGGGCAAGAUCACCCCUCGUGCAAGAGGCAUCGCGGCCCAGCACAGACGAGGAUAGGCCGAGCUAUAGCAAAGACCACCUCGCGGAACUGCGCAACUCUACCCCUUCGAAGCCGAAAGAUCUCAGACCGUCAGCAGAAGAGGAAGAUGAGCAGCGAGCGCUUGAUAUUGCUUCUAAGUUCGGAUCUGCGGCGCCCAUAUCUCUCGAACCUGAGACGUCUGCCAUUCCUACACAGGCGGAGAUCUUGGAGAAGAAAGCCAGACGGAGACGAUUGGCGCAAGAGGAAAAGGCCUACGACGAGGAUGAGGACAGACCGUGGGCUUCAGAUGACGAUGACGAGUUCCGCACACACAAGAACGAGAUCUCUCUGCGACCGAAGGACAAGUGGGGUGAAACUCGCCUCGUUCGUGAUGACGAAGACAUCGCGGAAGGCUUCGAUGAUUUUGUCGAGGACGGAAAGAUAGCGAUGGGACGGAAAGCAGAACGCGAGGUACAGCGAAGACGGCGAGCUGAAAUGGCUGAAUUGAUCAAUGAUGCUGAAGGUGGAUUGGGAGAUGAUAGUUCAGACGACUCAGAGGAAGAGCGCAACGCAGCAUUUGCUGCAGCGCAAGCUCGCUCGGGCAGAUAUGGACAAAAGGACCAGGACGAAGAAGACGGGGCCAGAACGCCGCCGCGGAUCACACCAUUGCCUGAUCUUGGAGAUAUCCUAUCAAGUCUACAAUCAGACAUAGACGCAAAGCAGCAAAGACAAGAGCUAAUUCGCCGGAAGCUGGAGGAGUUGAAGGAGGACAAGGUCCGUGUCGCCGAGCGAAAGCAGUAUCUUCAACAACAACUACAAGAAACUGCGGAAAAGUUUGAGAAGUUUCGACAAGAGGAGGGUCUACCAGCACUACCUUCGAGUACUGGGAACAAAUUGAUCGCGGAGAGAGGCCUCGAUAGUCUGGGUACAACACCUCUUGGGACCACGCCAAUGGACACGGGUUCGAGUGCUUCAGAUGGAGAGUAG
Messenger RNA from Didymosphaeria variabile, 1287 nucleotides. RefSeq lists its product as uncharacterized. Lineage: Eukaryota; Fungi; Ascomycota; Dothideomycetes; Pleosporales; Didymosphaeriaceae. The coding region runs from base 1 to 1287 and encodes 428 amino acids. Gene Ontology annotation, cellular component: U2-type post-mRNA release spliceosomal complex. The transcript has 2 exons. Gene Ontology annotation, biological process: spliceosomal complex disassembly. The record is from RefSeq and is a predicted model, not a curated record.